AUGCAGGACGCCUUCCUAAUGCCUGCCAGUCAGACUGGUGAUCGCCGGAGCAGCACGGAUUAUCGACCCAGCAUAAAAAAAGCCCAGGGCCAUGUCCCCGCGUGUCUGGUCAAUGCCUCGGUGACGUACUGCAGCAAUGAUUUUUACAACCACGUGCUCAGGCUGGACUUGGAGACUUUGCGCUGGGAGCUUGUGGACAACUACGGCGACAUCCCCGGAGUUCGCAUGGGGCACACGGCAACAUUAUACCAAGGGGAUAAAUUGAUUGUGUUUGGAGGCGAAAAUGAACAUCGCGAAUACCUCUCUGACGUCGUCAUCCUUGAUCUCAAUACGUUCACCUGGGCACUUCCUGAAAUUCGCGGCUCGACCCCGCGCGGCCGAGCUCGUCAUGCUGCUGUCAUUCACGAAGACAAGCUUUUUAUUGUGGGUGGAGUGGCAGGCGUAGGAGGCGUGACAGGGGAGAAGAAUGUGAUCUUGGACGAUUUGACCUAUCUGGAUCUACAAACAUGGACCUGGUCUCGGACAUGGAGCUUCACUGCUCGCUUCGAUCAUACAGCCUGGGUUUGGGGUACACGGCUGUGGAUAUUUGGUGGAUUGGGUCCGAACAUGGAACGAACGACUGACAUCUGGUGGCUCGAUCUCAAGGGAUCUCCAUCGUUGGCCGGAAACACUACUCCCAAAGGUAACGUCAACUCCCUGUAUGUCAAUCUGUUUGCGGCUCAGCUCAUCUUCCAGACUCUAUCUCUAGCAGUACCCACCAAAUAUCUCCCCGCUCCGGAAUCUAUGCCGCCAACUCAGGCAGUGUGCAGGUUUGAUUCUGGUCCUCAUGUCCCCUCACUCUUUUCAGGUACUCAUUUUCACUCAUUUUCCUCUGGUGUUCUGCUCGAUCUAAUCACACCGUCGGAGACCGUACGUUCGCAUGAUUGUAACCUGUCUGCUCUAGACCUCAACUCGCUGCGCUGGCAACGGCUAGCUGAUGGUCAAGAGAUCUUCCGGCCAGGAUAUCGAUGGCACUAUUGCACUGUCAAUGACGCAGGCACCAAAGCAUGGCUCUUGGGAUGUAGUCUUGAUAUCGCGAAUGCUCCAGGAGGUAGCGACGAGAAUCAUAUGAGCGAAGUCCUGACUAUCGAUCUGGAAAAUUAUGGCUUACUAGGUAACGGCCUGUCGGCAGAAUCUCACGAACGAGGUGCACAUUGGUCGUCUGAUCAAAUAGGCUUCUCUCAGGUUUCCGGGUUGGGAACCGAUUUAGCUGCUGUUUUUGACAAUCCCGCCGAGUCUGGAAGUGGCACGGACUUUGUCAUUACUGCUAUUCGUGACGAGUAUGACGGGUACGCAUCAGAAGAUAUGGGUGACACGCUAUCCGUUUCCCCAACUCAGGCCCAGCCGACCUUUGUGGAGCAGAACCCCUGGACCUCGAAGCCCAUCCAUGUCCACCGUAUCAUUCUUCAGCUGAGGUGGCCACAUUUCAAGCGCCUGUACUCCGCCCAUAUGGCUGAGUACCAUACUAAGCGGAUGCACAUUCCCGAGUCUUAUUCUGUCGUGCGCGCUUUUCUCUAUUACCUGUACACAGACAGUAUCGCCGGCCACCCAGAUUAUUGCUCGACCGUUAUUGAUGUGGCGGGUAUGCUUGUUAUGGCCAAUCUUUAUGACAUGCCGAAGCUUCGCCUGCUGUGCGUCAAUAGGCUAGGACAAGAGCUUGAUGUAGACAAUGCAGCCAUCGUUUGGGAACGUGCGGGGCGGACCAAUGAGCACUGGCUGAUGCGCCGAGCAGCACAAUUUUGCAUGACAUACUGGGGCCGCGUUGUACGGACAGACGGUUUCAAAUCUCUCAGUCACAAGAGUUUGAUCCAACUCUGCGAGAUGGUGGACACAGAAGGCCGCAUCCUCGCAGGGCCUGAAUUGGAGAUGGUUACUUUUGGGGCAGAUGGCCUAGUUGACCGAGACAAAAGCUCUCGAAUGCGGCUGGGAUCUACUGCAGACGAGAUGUCCGAGGUCGACGCGGACGAUGAAGGGAUGGAGAUCUCAUGA
Messenger RNA from Penicillium digitatum Pd1, 2028 nucleotides. Lineage: Eukaryota; Fungi; Ascomycota; Eurotiomycetes; Eurotiales; Aspergillaceae. The record is from RefSeq and is a predicted model, not a curated record.